UGACACACAAAAGGACAUUUUCUAAAAAAUGUAAUCACAAUUUGUUUCCUUGUAAUCAACAAUUUAAGUAGGUAACGUAAGUAAGUACUUUGAUUCUAGUUAAUUUAUCUUUGUUGCUUGUCACUUUGCUCUUUAAGGUUACUGUUAUCACAACUUAAUACUACAACAUUUCGUGUUUAUUCAUUUGUUGAAGAUACUUUUACUGAUAUAAAUAAUAGUCAUAGUAGAACAGGUUUCAAUCGCAUUUAGGGUGCCAUUAAGUUCACGGUUAAUUUAAAAAUGAAGUGCGUACUUGCAUUGAGUGUUUUCGUGCUUAUUGCAAUUUCUUCGUGUUUUGCUAAUGACCUAAUAAUUGGGACCAGCUACAAUGCCCGCUUGUCGUGGCAGCACAAAGCAGAAUACAUGGGUAUCCCAUUCAAGAAGAGAGUGAAGGAAGUUUUCUACUCUGAUCCUGGUCAACAAAUAAUUAAGGGCAUCAUAGCGAGAGAUAUCGACCACACGUCAGGCAGCGCUACAGUCACCGCCGGUGGUGUUGGUUUCAGUUUCGCCAACAUUCGUCUUAAGAGUGAACGUGGCAGCGGACUUAAUUACCAAAUCGAGAUAUAUGUAUAACAUUUGAUUGAUGUCAGUUACUAUCUUCCUAUUCUAAAUAAACAAAGGUC
Spodoptera exigua (beet armyworm) is the source of this 662-nucleotide messenger RNA. NCBI's taxonomy places the organism in Eukaryota, Metazoa, Arthropoda, Insecta, Lepidoptera, Noctuidae. The record is from the annotation of a GenBank genome assembly.